GAGAGCAGGUCUCCUAUAAGAGAGCUUCCUGCCUACCUGCAGUCAGUCAGUGUUUACUAUGGAGCUGAAUGGUUUACAAGAGAAGAGCCAGAGGAAUGGGCUGGACAACCAGGCCUUCUACUCUCAGGACACUAUCUGCAUUGAUAUGGAAGUUUCUCAUCGGCCAUCAGAGGAUGCAGAAUUCACAGAGGAGCUAAAGAAAAAGUUCUUGGAAAAUAAAAUGGAAGGGAUCCACCGAUAUCUAGAGGAGCACAGGUCUAGGAUCAGGCUGGUGUUGGGCCUUGUCUUGGCUGCAGGUUAUGUUGCCGUGGUGAUUGCGGCAUGCGUGCUGAACUUGCAGCGUGCUCUGGCCCUGUUGGUGCUGACCCUGCUGGCUGUCUUCUUUCUUCUGUGGGACUGGCUGAUGGGCCGCUAUGGACAGCGCCUCUGGGACACCCUGCAACCCGCCAGGAACACCCUCAACACGCUCUGGGUCAAAUGGGUGGUGUUUGUGCUGCUGCUGGUGGCAGUGGUGUGCUGGCUGGUAUUUGACACGGCCAAACAGGGAACACGGCAGCUAGUCUCUUUCUCCGGACUCGUCUGCUUCGUAAUGCUCAUGCUGGUGUUCUCCAGGAAUCCAUUCAGGGUGUCAUGGCGAACUUUACUGUGGGGUGUGGCGCUGCAGUUCUUAUUUGGACUCAUCAUCCUCAGAACCAAAGCAGGAUUCACUGCUGUAGACUGGCUGGGCCAUCAAGUGGAGGUGUUUCUGUCCUACACUGACACCGGCUCUAGGUUUGUGUUUGGCAACAAAUACACAGACCACUUCUUUGCAUUCAAGGUUCUGCCUAUUGUAGUGUUCUUCAGCACUGUCAUCUCUAUGCUCUACUACCUUGGCUUCAUGCAGUGGCUCAUCCUCAAGGUGGGCUUCAUAAUGCAGAUUACCAUGGGAACUUCUCCCACAGAGUCAAUGGUCGCCGCUGGCAACAUAUUUGUGGGACAGACAGAAUCUCCACUCCUGAUUCGUCCGUACAUCUCCCAGCUGACCUUGUCAGAGAUCCAUGCCGUGAUGGCAGGAGGGUUCGCCACCAUUGCUGGCAGCGUACUGGGAGCCUUCAUCUCUUUUGGGAUUGAAGCAUCCCACUUGCUGACAGCCUCCGUAAUGUCAGCCCCGGCCUCCCUGGCCAUCGCCAAGACCUUCUGGCCAGAGACAGAGAUCCCCAAAGUCACAGCCAAGAAAGGCCUCAAACUGGAGACAGAGGAGGGCAGUAACCUGCUGGAGGCAGCGUCUCACGGAGCGUCCUCCUCUAUUGUCCUGGUGGCCAACAUCGCUGUCAACCUCAUCGCCUUCCUGGCCCUGCUCGCUUUCCUCAACGCCGUUCUGUCAUGGCUGGGCAACAUGUUCGACUACCCCCAGCUCAGCUUCUCUAUCAUUUGCUCGUACGUAUUCAUGCCCUUCUCCUUCCUGAUGGGUGUGGCCUGGGAGGACAGCUUCAUGGUGGGUGAGCUGAUUGGCUACAAGACCUUCUUCAAUGAGUUUGUGGCCUAUCAGAGGUUGGCAGAACUCAUCAAGAGGAGAGAGGACAGAGGCCCAGAGUACGUGGACGACGUCAAGCAGUAUCUGUCUGUCCACUCUGAAACCAUAGCGACGUAUGCUCUGUGUGGCUUCGCUAACAUCAGCUCUCUGGGUGUGAUGAUAGGAGGCCUCUCGGCUAUGGCCCCAGAGCGGAGGGGCGAUAUUUCCAGGUGUGCCAUCAGAGCUCUUAUCUCAGGCACAGUGGCAUGCUUCAUGACAGCAUGCAUCGCAGGUAUGCUGUAUAUCCCAGAGCUGCUGUGUGAAGACUUCCUGAAGGAAGAGUUUAACUCCACAUUAGUCACUAACAGCACUCAGCUCCUCACCUGCUGCACUGAGCUCUACCACAGUGUGGUAGUUGGAAGCCCUUCUAACAUGACUCUGGGAGGAGGAUUCAAUAUGGCUUCUCUCAAUGGCUGUUGCGCCAUCCUGUCCUCCCCACACUUCAAAUGCAGCCUGGUCUACCCCUGAGAGGCAGGAGGAGGAUAGAAAAUAAUGGAGAGAAGAGGAUGGACAGAAAAGGCUUGAGAGAAAAGGAUGGAAAGAGGAGCAUGGAGUGUGGAAGCACCCUGACCACUUUCUUGUCACAAGUCAAGUAUGAAACUGUAUGCACUCACUAACUGUAAGUCGCUCUGGAUAAGAGCGUCUGCUAAAUGACGUAAAUGUAAAUGUAAAAGGUUUUCCAUUUUGAGGAAGUUUGUAAUGAAAUUACAUGAUAUUUACAAUGACUUUUUUUCUAAAUGUAAAGAUAUUAAAGAUAUUUUAGAACA
Messenger RNA from Coregonus clupeaformis (lake whitefish), 2319 nucleotides. Its product is annotated as solute carrier family 28 member 3. Lineage: Eukaryota; Metazoa; Chordata; Actinopteri; Salmoniformes; Salmonidae. The transcript has 17 exons. Gene Ontology annotation, molecular function: pyrimidine- and adenosine-specific:sodium symporter activity. Gene Ontology annotation, cellular component: membrane. Gene Ontology annotation, biological process: purine nucleoside transmembrane transport; pyrimidine nucleoside transport. The record is from RefSeq and is a predicted model, not a curated record. Bases 59 to 2020 code for a protein of 653 amino acids.